Cornus florida is the source of this 573-nucleotide messenger RNA. RefSeq lists its product as uncharacterized. The record is from RefSeq and is a predicted model, not a curated record. The transcript has a single exon. Lineage: Eukaryota; Viridiplantae; Streptophyta; Magnoliopsida; Cornales; Cornaceae. The coding region runs from base 1 to 573 and encodes 190 amino acids.
AUGAAGAGGAGGAUAGGCAGUGUAAACGCUCUGCACCAACAGAGUGCAUCAACACAGAUCAAGUUUGACAGAACCGACCUGUUACGCGUUCAAAUUCCUCAUGAGGAUCCGUUAGUCGUUAGUUUGACACUAGCAGAAUACCUGGUACGACGAGUCCUGAUUGAUCCUGGGAGCAGUGCAAAUGUUAUACCCAGGGACACAUUCAAUCGGCUCGAAAUAAAACCCGAGAGGCUUAAGCCCACUACAAAUCCCUUGUUAGGGUUUGAUGGAAAACAGGUUGAACCCAUCAGAAUGGUGGAAGUUGCAGUACAAGCUACAGAAAGGGUUCUGAUAGAGAGCUUUGUGGUAGUUGAGAUCCACCCGUCUUACAACCUUCUGAUGGGCAGAGGAUGGAUUCAUAGAGUUCAGGGUGUUCCCUCAAGUCUGUACCAGGUAAUGAGGUGCUUAGGGCCUGACGAAAAUAAGGUAAUUGACAUUCACGGGGACCAAGUUGCAGCUAAGAAGUGUUAUUCUGUGACGAUGAAAUCCGCUGGGAAAGGAAAAACAGCUAUUCGCUCAGCAAGCUCGAAAUAG